This is a messenger RNA of Scheffersomyces coipomensis, 2852 nucleotides long. RefSeq names its product phosphopantothenoylcysteine decarboxylase complex subunit. Gene Ontology annotation, cellular component: phosphopantothenoylcysteine decarboxylase complex. Gene Ontology annotation, biological process: coenzyme A biosynthetic process. NCBI's taxonomy places the organism in Eukaryota, Fungi, Ascomycota, Pichiomycetes, Serinales, Debaryomycetaceae. The transcript has a single exon. Gene Ontology annotation, molecular function: FMN binding; phosphopantothenoylcysteine decarboxylase activity. The record is from RefSeq and is a predicted model, not a curated record. The coding region runs from base 453 to 2381 and encodes 642 amino acids.
ACAUUAAUUCUGCAUUUAUAUUUCUCUCUACACUUACUUAAACAGUAUAUAUAUAUACUUGACUUUAUCAUAUUAAAGUUAUAAAAUUAGUAUUAGUGGUGGGCUUUUUUGGGUUUAACUAAAAAUUCUAAAAAGAAAAAAAAAUUGCGGUAAUUUUUUGAUUAGUUAGAAGAAAAGAAGAAGAGAUCAAUUCUUAUUUUUGAGUCGCCAGUUUUUUUCUGUCUGUCUGUCUGUGUCUGUCAGUGUGUACUUUUUUGGGUAAUUAUAAAUUUGAAGGUAAAAUCUUUCCAUUUUAAUUUAUCAAGACAUACAACAACACGACAUCAAACACCAUAGGAGGAUAUAUGAUUAGACGGACUAAAGAGAUCAUAUCACAUCUUAUCAUUUGAAUCAUUCAAUCCUUUAAUCACCUAUUUGAUCACUCCCCCCCACCUUGAUUCAACCUACCCAUCAUGAGUAAUCAAUCACCAAGUUCUCAAUCUUCACCUAACCCAAACCUUAAUACAACUAGUAGUACUACCACAGCUAAUGCAGCAUCACCUAGUCCUACUACUAAUACAGAUCCAACUCCACCUUUGAAAACAGUUCAAUCUGUUUCCUUUGGGGAUUUGGAAAAUCAAGAACGUACUCGUCGUUUUACAAUUAGUUCAAAACCAUCAAAUGUAAAUGUUACAAAUCAAGAAAAUAUAACUCCCAAUCAAUUACAAAGUUCAACUCCAUCCAGAAAAGCCAGUAUAACUAAUCGAAAGAAUUCUACUAGUAAUGAAGCCCUUAGUUUCUUACCUAAAUCGGUAUUUCCUCAAAUUCAACCUCAACCGUCAUCAUCAUCUGCUACUUCAGCAGUUACUACUACAACUGCCAUUACAACUCCUAGUAAAGUACUAAGUAAUAUUAAUACUUCAGCUAUCAGUAAUGCUUCAUCUAAUUCAAAUUCAAAUACUUCAUUAAGAUCAGAAAUAGCUCCUACUAUACUUAAAACAAGUUUUUCAUUUGAAUCUCAAAUUCAACCUCAACAUUCUGCUCGUGAACCUAUUCAUAGAUCAAAACAAAUAUCUCCAUCUCCACCUCCUAUGUCACCUUCUAUUGAACAUAAAAGUCAACCUACCACAGCCACUAGUACCAUCCCUCCUAUACCCAUCAAUAGUAGUAUCCCUAUUAAUAUUAAUGGAUCUAAAACAAUUGAUUCUCUCAAUAGUGGAUCUGAAUCAGCUACCAAUUCUCAAAAUCCAUCUCGAAAACCAUCAUUAAAAAGAUCAUCUAAUAAAACCAUCGUGGCAUCACCAGUUGGCCCCCCAGUUCCAUUUCAACAAUAUUUAUCAAAAGAAGAUGAUGGAAAGAUUCAUAUUUUAUUAGGAUGUACUGGGUCAGUGGCAACGAUAAAAAUCCCGUUAAUUAUUGAUAAAUUUUUUCAAAUUUAUGGAAAUCUGAAAAUUAGUAUACAAUUAAUCGUUACUAAAAGUGCAUCAUUUUUUCUUAAAGGAUUAAAAAUAAAUAAAAAUGUUAAAAUUUGGAGAGAUGAAGAUGAAUGGGGGAAUUAUAUUAAAGAAUUUGAUCAACAAACUGAAACCACCAUGACUUCCAAUAAUAAUAAUAAUAAUAAUAAUCUUAAUCCCAAUAGUAUCAACAAUAUCAAUAAUAAGAAGAAACAUAAUCCAUUCGAUAAGAUGAUUCUUCAUAAUGAAUUAAGAAGAUGGGCUGAUAUAAUGUUAAUAGCUCCAUUGUCAGCUAAUACCCUUGCUAAAAUCUCGAAUGGGAUUUCGGAUAAUUUAUUAACGUCAAUUAUAAGAAGUUGGAAUCCUAGUAUUAAAAAACCAAUCUUGGUAGCUCCUGCCAUGAAUACUUUUAUGUAUACUCAUCCUAUAACAGCUAAACAAAUCAGAUAUAUUGAAUCACCUGAUUUUGGUAUUGAAGUGUUGAAACCAGUUGAGAAAGUUUUGGUUUGUGGUGAUAUUGGAAUGGGAGGUAUGAGAGAAUGGAUUGAUAUUGUUGAUAUUGUGAAGAAGAGAAUUACCAUCAUUAAACUUGAAAGGAAGAGAUUAGAAGAAGGACUUGCAGAGGAAGAAGAGGAUGACGAGGAUGAGGAUGAGGAUGAAGAUAAAGAAGAUGAUGAAGAUGAAGAUGAGGAUGAUGAGGAUGACGACGAUGAUGACGAGGAUGACGAUGAUGGAGAAGAAAAUAAUAAUGACACCACCAAAAGUAAUGACGGCAAUAAUGAUCAAGAUAUGAUAUUUGACAUUAAUGAAGAUGAAGAAGACGAAGACGGAAAGAAAGAUCAAGAUCGACACCAACAAGAAGAAGAUGAAUCUGAGAUUGAUGAAUCUGAACAAGGAUCAACCACGGCUCAAGUUCGAAUUCCGGAAGUAACUCAAAAUAUCAUAUAAGUGUAUAUAUAUUUAUCUAUGUAAUUCAAAAUAAAAAUUAAUAUAUAUGUCAAAUUAUGUACAACGUUACAUGGUAGCACAUUCACAUUCACAUUCACAUUCAUUCCUUGUUUUUUACUUUAAUGGUCUUUUUCUGUCUCGAAGCAGUGAAAAAAGAAAAAAAUCUGGCGCGACUUGUCACCACGGCCACUAGGGGAAAAAAUUGAUGUUUCCUCGACUUCUCGCUCGCUUUAAUGAAGGAUGGAUUUCUUUUGGCUUAGGGAAGAGAUUUUUUUAGGGGAGACAGUUACGGGUAUUUUUAUUUUAUUUUUCGUGCCACUAUCUCGCUUCAUCUCGCAUGGAGAUGAUACCGACCCCCCACCCCAAGUCAAGUAAGUCUAUAACAUAAAACAAAUCAGAACAUGUUUGAAGAAUUAAGCUUUUGUCCGUAUUAAGGGAUUACAUUGGACGGUUUCAUGAUGGUCGGUUUAU